Messenger RNA from Paralichthys olivaceus (Japanese flounder), 1903 nucleotides. RefSeq names its product ankyrin repeat and sterile alpha motif domain containing 4B (gene anks4b). Lineage: Eukaryota; Metazoa; Chordata; Actinopteri; Pleuronectiformes; Paralichthyidae. The record is from RefSeq and is a predicted model, not a curated record. Gene Ontology annotation, cellular component: nucleus. Gene Ontology annotation, molecular function: protein binding.
UUUGUUUUAUGGCUCUGAGCUGCUGAUAUGUUGACGCCCAGUGAUCCCUUUUGUUUGCUCGGGUCUGCGGUCGCCUCAGUCUGUGUCUGGGAAGGGUCCCGCUCAGUUCCUGUAAGAGAUGUCUAGGUACCACAAGGCAGCGAUCGAUGGCUACUUGGACCUCUUGAAGGAGGCCACGAGGAGGGACCUGAACACUGCGGACGAAGAUGGCAUGACUCCCACCUUGCUGGCUGCUUUCCACGGACAUGUCGAUGCUCUUCAGCUCAUAUGCAGCAGAGAAGGAGACCCCAACAGGAGCGACAUCUGGGGGAACACACCGCUGCACCACGCUGCAGCCAAUGGCCACAUGCACAUCCUCAGCUUUCUGGUCAACUUUGGUGCCAACCUUUUUGCACUAGACAAUGAAUUGCACACAGCCAUGGACGUUGCGGCUUCUCGUGACCACAUGGACUGUGUGCGAUUCCUAGACGUCGCAGCCUCACAGCAGACCAAUCAAAACCCCAAGAAGGUUGCCACUCUAAAGAAGGAAGCUGUCAAGGAAGCGGAGAAACGAAUGAAACUCUGUGAGAAGGUGAAGAAGAAACACCAGAGCAAGAUGGAGAAGAUGCAGCGAGGAGCAGGCAACACCGGGUCUGUGUCAGAGGAAAGCAUGGCAUCGUCUCACUCAAGCGGUGGCACCAUGUCGGGCCCCAGUGAGCAGUUCUCCGAGCUUAUCAAGGUUAAAUCUGGCUCUAUUUCAGCCAGGGUCAGGGGCACCCUCCAGAAGAAGCUUGGGAAGAAAGAGAAAGGCACAGUGCAGAGCUCAGGAGGAGAUGGGAACGUUAUAUUCCUCAAGCAGGAGAAUGGAGCAUCUGAGAACCCUGAGUUUCUGGGUGUCUUCAACGAGCAGGAUGAAAACGUAUCAGAUGAAGAAGGACUGGGAGGAUUUGAAGAUGAUUACAGUGAAGAAUCAGGCCAAGUCAAACAGUCCAUCUUCAACAGGCCCGGGCUCGGAGGUUUGAUUUUCAUGAAGAAGAUGGGGCUGGACUCGGGUGACGUGCCCAGUGGGAACAAUGAAAACCUUGGCUUCCUCAUUCAGAGCAAGCUGUACGAGGAGGAGGAAGAUGCGGGAGGCUUUGAGGGGAUGGGUGACGCUGAUCUUCCCUGGGAGCAGGAAGAUCUGGGCCUGGACGAUGAUGAAGAUGAUGAAACCUCUCCUCUUGAUUUGUUCUUGUCUACCAUCUCCUUGACAGAGUUUGCCCCCGCAUUCAACCGAGAGCACCUGGACCUGGAGGCGCUCAUGCUUUGCUCUGAUGACGACCUGAAAGGCAUUCGCAUCCAGCUUGGACCCAGGAAGAAGAUCCUGGAAGCCGUUGCUCAUAGAAAGAAUGCACUGGAGACUCCAGGCAUCAUGAAGGACAGCUGCUUGUGAUCCAAUAAAACAUGAACAGUGAUUUAUAUUAAUGUUUGAAACUUAAAGGAGACACUAUUUUUGAUUUUCUAUAUAAGACAAAGAUGAUGCAGCAAACUGUUUCCCCCAAAAGGACUUCAAACAUUUUAAAGUAAUCAGAUUUAUAUUGUUUUUUAUAGAGGAUUGUUGAUUUAAAUGUAAGUAUUUAAAUAACACAGACUCAUAUCAUGGCAAAAUAGCUUUUUUCCUACUGUGGGCAAAUUUGAAUUCACAUAAAAUCACAAGCAAAAAAAAUAUGCCUCCCUCAAAUUGUUCACUACUUCCCCAGACCAGACUAAACGCCAAGCCAUAGUGCCAGUUUAUUUAUUACUCAACAUACUGACUUUGUGAAUGUUUUCUUUCUUUUAGAUACAUGGUGAAUGGUCUUACUUGUGAUUAUUUUCCUAAAAACAAAUGUAAAAAAUUAAAAACUUAAUAAAAUAAAAUAAUGCAUGUCUUCAAAUAAAUAUUGUG